AUGAAACAAGCCGGUCACCGAAUUAUUGCUACCGUGGUUUCUAUUGUACUCUACAACAUACAAAUACAUGACGCCCUGAAUCGCAUUCUCAACACUGGCGAUAGCCCCCACCAACCCCUUGACCGACUUUUCAACUUCCUCACCAGCCUCGUCGUCCGAGGUUUGAGCUUCUCUAGCGCAUUCUCCACACCCGCCGCCGGAGCAGAAUACAAAGCCACUGCAUAUUUGGAAGAUGCAACGUCAUCUUUACGAGGCGUUUCCACCAACGCCGAUAACCGCUGCAACUCCAUCGCCUCAUUCAGCCUCUCAACUUGA
Messenger RNA from Penicillium soppii, 315 nucleotides. RefSeq lists its product as uncharacterized. The transcript has a single exon. The coding region runs from base 1 to 315 and encodes 104 amino acids. The record is from RefSeq and is a predicted model, not a curated record. Lineage: Eukaryota; Fungi; Ascomycota; Eurotiomycetes; Eurotiales; Aspergillaceae.